Messenger RNA from Drosophila montana, 820 nucleotides. It is a transcript of the gene tut, whose product is annotated as tumorous testis. Lineage: Eukaryota; Metazoa; Arthropoda; Insecta; Diptera; Drosophilidae. Gene Ontology annotation, molecular function: RNA binding. The transcript is spliced from 3 exons. The record is from RefSeq and is a predicted model, not a curated record. Bases 76 to 795 code for a protein of 239 amino acids.
UGUGCCGCGUUUUACAACACUGAACACGAGUCAAGCUCUGCGCACGCGUUUUGCACUUUUUGCACAUUUGUUGAAAUGGAUUUUAAUUUGCAGCACAAAUAUCGCAGAAGUCAAAUAAAUGGCACAAUUUAUGUGACAACAUGCCAGACCCUGGCCACAGAGCAGCUGGCCGAGCUGGAAUCGGGCGCCGGCGAGCUGUUUCUCACACGCAUCCACAAGCGCAGCACGCCGGAUCACAUUAUGCAGGUGGCCAUCGAACUGGGCGACGUCUAUAUGCUGCGCUUCAAGAUCGACUUCUCCGGCUGCAGCCGUGGCUAUGCCUACCUACAGUACAUCGAUGCCCAGCACAAGGCGCUCGCACUGGAAAUCCUGCAGCAUCGCUUUCGCGUGGCCCGUCUGAAGGUGCAGGUGCGCGAAUCGCGCAAUCGGAAGACUCUGGUGCUGAACAAUGUCAACCACCUGACGCCGCUGCAGGUGCACCAGGAGCUGCGCCUUGUGGGCAACUAUAUCAAGCUGUGCGUCUACGAGUAUCAGCCGCAGCGCUACAUCUAUCUGAUCCUGUAUCGCAACAACGAUGAGGCCGCCAUGGCUCAUCACAUGCUGCGCACCCGUAUGUCCAAUUUUGGCGCAAAUGCGUUUAUCGAUUGGCUGGACAAGGGUCAGCCGCAGGAGGUCAAGGAUCAACCCGUUGACCCAUUGCCCAUCGAUUGCUGUGUCCAGCUGCCGCGCAACGGCCACACCUUGGACCUGGACCAACUGCAAAAUGUGGCCGAAUGCGUUUGCUUUAGGAUUUGAGUGCAAUAUGGUGGGAGAUCUCCGA